Messenger RNA from Strongylocentrotus purpuratus (purple sea urchin), 2428 nucleotides. Its product is annotated as G-protein coupled receptor 52-like. Bases 423 to 1808 code for a protein of 461 amino acids. The transcript has 2 exons. Gene Ontology annotation, biological process: G protein-coupled receptor signaling pathway. Gene Ontology annotation, cellular component: membrane. Gene Ontology annotation, molecular function: G protein-coupled receptor activity. NCBI's taxonomy places the organism in Eukaryota, Metazoa, Echinodermata, Echinoidea, Camarodonta, Strongylocentrotidae. The record is from RefSeq and is a predicted model, not a curated record.
GCGGAUUGGUACAUCGUAUAUCGUUAUUCGGUGGCUUACAGACACGGUUUAUAUCGGAGCUGCUCUAAAUCUUACAUUUGAAUGAGCGGUCUACGUGAUUCUGUGAUGACCGACUCUGCUUCCACCGCCCACUUGAUGAACAAUUUAACGGUAUUACGAAGCUGGAUUUGAUAAUUAGUCAUCAACAUGAUUCUUUCAUCAUCUCAUGAUUUUCUUCUGCCAGCGUUCUACCCGUGUAAAAGGAAUCGUGAAAAGGCUGAAUAAAACCGACCUCGUGACUAUAAUAUGCACGUAGGCGUUUUUGACCUAUUGAUUGCUAAAGACGACAUUGCUUGGAACAAUUUGAGCGCAGUACUGAUAGUUCUUUAGAUCUUAGGGUAGGCAGCAACCUGAAGCCCCAUAAUCUCGGCUUUUCUCAUAGAAUGACAUCAACCUCGAGCCUAUGCACCAUGUGCGGAGACGACGACGACGACAACCAAUAUUACACAGAAGAAGACCCAAUGAACCCGCUCUUCGUGUCCAUAAUCGAAGCCCUCUUCGUGCUCCUAAUCGCUCUGCUCGCAGUCCUUGGCAACAUUGUGAACAUCGUGGUGAUUGGCGGGGCGAAGUCGCUUAAAAGCUGUCAAGGAUAUUUUCUCCUUUCACUCGCCAUCGCUGAUUUAGGGAUGGGGAUCGUUGCUACGAUAGGCAUUGCUCCAGCUACUAUGCACCGGUGGCCGUAUGGGGAUUUUAUGUGUAAACUUUCCUCCUAUGUGACGGAGGUUUGUACAAGAGUAUCGCUCCUAAUGAUCAUCGGUCUCAGUAUCGAACGUUACAUUGCAGUUAUCCACCCUUUUCAGUACAAUCGCUUCGUUACGAAAAACCGAGUUCUCUUUACCAUCAUAAUGACGUGGCUCUUAUGCAUCGCAUUUUUCCUUGUCCUCUUUACAAAAGUCGGACUUGGAUACGAAUAUGAUCUUGAUAAACUGGCUUGUUCUGCGGCCUAUGAAGACACGAUGGAAUACUAUAUUGCCGCUUUAGUGAUUCUCCUGGUACCAAGUUUCGUGGUGAUCACGUUCACGUCGAUCAGUGUCCACGUGCGUGUCCUUCAGAGCUCUAGAAGACGAGAGAUACUCUUUGGACGAUCUGGUUCGGCAGGCCCGCGCAACGGCGAACGACUUCCGCUGCAUUUCCGAAGAAACAUGAAAGCUUUUAAAAUGCUUGUAAUAAUAGCGGGAGUGUACUACAUAACGUGGUUGCCGUACACUAUAUUAUCAGGUCUUUUCCUUACCCAUGCAGUCCGCUAUGAGACCCUACCGAGUUUUGUUGAAUUCCUCACGUUCUGGCUUACGGUUUCAAAUAGUGGUUUUAAUGUAUUUGUCUACUUCGUCAUGAACAAGAAGUUCCGCAACAAAGCCAAAGACAUCUUCCAAAGGAUACGAACCACAUUCUUACUAUGCUGCUGCAUGCGCUUUUGCGAAGUUGUCGAAAUGAGCCGAAAGAACAGGGAGUAUCAACACUCGUCCUUGAGAGGUUCCGUAGACGGUAGGUAUUUCCUGGGAAUCAGGAAAUCCAAUGGAGAAGUCGUGCCGACCACCCUCCGCAUCAAGUCGGGGAGGUUCAGUGAUGGCACGAUGAGCGCUGUAGGUGUGAUACCUACAGAUCAGCACAUCUUCAGUCUAAGGUCACUCAAGAAGAUGAGGAGUGAACCCUUUAGGAAAAAAUCAGUCGCCAUGCCAACGAUGUCUCUGAAAAUGGAAAUGCGCAAAGAAGGCGGCCAACCUGAUUUCUUUCCUACCGAAGUCAUAGAGACAGUAACGGAAGUUUGAUUUGGCAUGGUUGAUAGUUUUAGACGUGGCCUGUGGUUUUACUGACUUUAGAGAUCAUUUCCUAUGUCUGUGAUUGAUAAUCUUCAUCACACCAAACUUAUUUCAAAUUCUCUUCCAUGAUCAUUGUAAAAUCUUCGAAACGAGUUAAAGGACUGCAUGAAUAAUUCCAUAAUACAGACAAACAUGUACAUUAUGUGUAAGGUCUCGAGAAAUAUGAAUAUUGUGAUACGAUCACCUUUUGGAUAUUAGACUUUUGCAGUCGUUAUUGUGUAAUGUAAAGAAUUGGAGUUAUCUAAAGAACAGCAAAUACAAAAAGAGGAAAUCAUGAGGUAAUUUAUAUCACGGCAGGAAUGUUUAGAUUUGUUGAUGUUUUUUUCCCUCUAAUUUGCCCACUUUAGAAUGAUAAGGGCCUUAGUGUAACUUAGAACCGUUGCCAGCUAUCUGCAAUCCCGGUGAAACAAUAAAUGAAUUUGGGUGGUUAUGGGCUUAAAGCCCUAAAGUGUUGGGAGCCCCGAAUUCGCCAAAAAUUGGAUGGAAAAAUUUCGAUUAAAUUUAAGUCACACUUCAGCAAAGAUUUCCCCCCAAAAUGCGUUUGAAGACAAAUAUUGAUGAAAGAAUAC